AUGGCCUCGCUGAUCCGAGCCCUGCGUGUGGCCACCACAUGCCCUCGUCCGAGCCCUGCCCAGGGCCCGGGGCUGCGAUCCAUGGCCUGCACAGUCGGCCACACAACUGAGAAGAAAGUACCACAUCAGCGGAUCCUAAAGGAGACACAGGGCCCCUCUGUGGUGGCCCAAGGCCCAAGUCGGCCACUGCCCAGUACAGCCAAUGUGGUGGUCAUUGGCGGGGGCAGCGUGGGCUGCCAGACCCUGUACCACCUGGCCAAGCUGGGUGUGAGCGGGGCGGUGCUGCUGGAGCGAGAGCGGCUGACCUCGGGGACCACCUGGCACACGGCAGGCCUGCUGUGGCAGCUGCGGCCCAGCGACGUGGAGGUGGAGCUGCUGGCCCACACGCGGCGCGUGGUGAGCCAUGACCUGGAGGAGGAGACUGGGCUGCACACGGGGUGGAUACAGAACGGUGGCCUCUUCAUCGCGUCCAACCGGCAGCGCCUGGAUGAGUACAAGAGGCUCAUGUCGUUGGGCAAGGCCUAUGGCGUGGAAUCCCAUGUGCUGAGCCCGGCAGAGACCAAGGCUCUGUACCCGCUGAUGAAUGUGGAUGACCUCUAUGGGACGCUGUACGUGCCGCAUGACGGCACCAUGGACCCGGCUGGCACCUGCACCACACUCACCAGGGCGGCUGCCGCCCGAGGAGCACAGGUCAUUGAGAACUGCCCGGUGACUGGCAUCCGUGUGCGGACAGAUGACUUUGGGGUGCGGCGGGUCGCAGCUGUGGAGACAGAGCACGGCUCCAUCCAGACACCCUGUGUGGUCAACUGUGCAGGAGUGUGGGCAAGCGCGGUGGGUCGGAUGGCUGGAGUCAAGGUCCCACUGGUGGCCAUGCACCAUGCCUACGUCGUCACUGAACGCAUCGAGGGGAUCCAGAACAUGCCCAACGUCCGUGACCACGAUGCCUCUGUCUACCUCCGCCUUCAAGGGGACGCCUUGUCUGUGGGCGGCUACGAGGCCGACCCCAUCUUUUGGGAGGAUGUGUCGGACAAGUUUGCCUUCGGCCUCUUCGACCUGGAUUGGGACGUGUUCACCCAACACAUCGAAGGCGCCAUCAACCGGGUCCCUGUGCUGGAGAAGACGGGGAUCAAGUCCACGGUCUGUGGCCCGGAAUCCUUCACGCCUGACCACAAGCCCCUGAUGGGGGAGGCGCCCGAGCUCCGUGGGUUCUUCCUGGGCUGUGGCUUCAACAGUGCUGGAAUGAUGCUGGGCGGUGGCUGUGGGCAGGAGCUGGCCCACUGGAUUGUCCACGGGCGCCCGGAGAAGGACAUGUACAGCUACGACAUCAGGCGCUUCCAUCACUCGCUCACAGACCACCGCCGCUGGAUCCGCGAGCGCAGCCACGAGUCCUACGCCAAGAACUACUCCGUUGUCUUCCCCCACGACGAGCCACUGGCUGGGCGCAACAUGAGGAGAGACCCCCUGCACGAGGAGCUCCUUGGACGAGGCUGUGUGUUCCAGGAGCGGCAUGGCUGGGAGCGGCCGGGAUGGUUUAACCUCCAAGGCGCAGCCCCGGUCCUCGAUUACGACUACUACGGGGCUUAUGGAAACCAGGUGCACAAGGACUGCGCCUACAACAGGCUGCUGGGCGACGAGUACACCUUCGACUUCCCGCCCCACCACGACGUGAUCAAGAAGGAGUGUCUGGCCUGCAGAAGGGCUGCUGCUGUGUUCAACAUGUCCUACUUUGGAAAGUUCUACCUGCUGGGGCCGGAUGCAAGGAAGGCUGCCGACUGGCUCUUCUCUGCAGAUGUCAGCCGACCGCCAGGCUCGACGGUGUACACCUGCAUGCUGAACCCGCGUGGGGGCACGGAGAGCGACCUGACGGUCAGUCGCCUGACUCCGGGCCAGGACUCCCAGGACUCCCGGCUGGCCCCUGCCUUUGAAGGGGAUGGCUACUACCUGGCUGUGGGCGGGGCUGUGACCCAGCACAACUGGUCCCACAUCACCUCGGUGCUGCAGGACCAGAGGUUCCGGUGCCAGCUCAUCGACAGCUCAGAGGACCUGGGCAUGAUCAGCAUCCAGGGCCCAGCCAGCCGGGCUGUCCUCCAGGAGGUUCUCGAUGCAGACCUGAGCAACGCGGCCUUCCCCUUCUCCACCCACAAGCUAGUGAGAGCCGCCGGGCACCUGGUCCGGGCCGUAAGGCUGUCCUUUGUGGGGGAGAUGGGCUGGGAGCUGCACAUCCCCAGGACUUCCUGCGUGCCUGUGUACCGGGCCGUGAUGGCAGCGGGUGCCAAGCACGGUCUCGUCAACGCGGGCUACCGUGCCAUCGACUCCCUGAGCAUUGAGAAAGGCUAUCGGCACUGGCAUGCUGACCUGCGGUCGGAUGACAGCCCCCUGGAGGCGGGCUUGGCUUUCACCUGCAAGCUCAGGUCCGCUGUGCCCUUCCUGGGGCGUGAGGCCCUGGAGAAGCAGCGGGCCACAGGCCUCCGCCGCCGCCUCGUGUGCUUCACCGUGGGGGAGAAAGUGCCCAUGUUUGGCCUGGAGGCCAUCUGGAGGGACGGCCAGGUGGUGGGCCAUGUCCGGAGGGCUGACUUUGGGUUCACCAUCAACAAGACCAUCGCCUAUGGCUAUAUCCGCGACCCCAGCGGAGAGCCGGUCUUGCUGGACUUUGUGAAGAGUGGGGACUACGCCCUAGAGAGGAUGGGUGUGACCUAUGCUGCCCAGGCCCACCUGAGGUCACCCUUCGACCCAGACAAUAAGAGGGUGAAGGGAAUCUACUGA
Messenger RNA from Cynocephalus volans (Philippine flying lemur), 2763 nucleotides. It is a transcript of the gene SARDH, whose product is annotated as sarcosine dehydrogenase. Gene Ontology annotation, cellular component: cytoplasm; mitochondrion; mitochondrial matrix. Lineage: Eukaryota; Metazoa; Chordata; Mammalia; Dermoptera; Cynocephalidae. Gene Ontology annotation, molecular function: sarcosine dehydrogenase activity; protein binding. The transcript has 20 exons. The record is from RefSeq and is a predicted model, not a curated record. Bases 1 to 2763 code for a protein of 920 amino acids.